Procambarus clarkii (red swamp crayfish) is the source of this 1435-nucleotide messenger RNA. RefSeq names its product mitochondrial protein C2orf69 homolog. The record is from RefSeq and is a predicted model, not a curated record. Lineage: Eukaryota; Metazoa; Arthropoda; Malacostraca; Decapoda; Cambaridae. Gene Ontology annotation, cellular component: mitochondrion.
CCAUGGAACUGCCUGUUGAAGCUGUAAAUGUUAAAUUUAAAUAAACAAAUAAAUUAAAUACAAAUUUUAAGCUCUGUUAAAUUUUAAAAUUCAACUGGAGAAGAUCAUCAGGGCAAAUGGGAAUCAUUGACACGCCUCGGGCUUUGUCCUCAUCGAGGCCACUAGUAUUAGUGGUCCUCGGGUAAAUUCAGACUAAUCAGUGGGAAAAUGGAAACGAAGGAGACGCUGCGGCUUGGCGCUGUCAGUGGUGCCAGCGGGCUAAGUAAUCAUCUAGUAUAUGCUCCCCCUUCAGCCUCAACAACUUCCACAUCUGUACUAAUGUUCUUUGGAGGUGAUGUGCAGGACUAUCCUGAGAUCAUGCUUGCACAUCGUGAUAACAAGCACUAUGUGGAGUGGUCGUUGACUAACACUGCACGAUUACUUGCAACAAAGUUCCCAGCUCAUCAUGUUUUUGUUGUUAAGCCUAACAGAAUGGAAAGAAAAACUUUCAGCUGCUUUGAUAAUUUUGUGAUGAGCAAUAGUGUGGGUGCACCAACUCAUGAGCCUGGUACUGCAGCUACACGUCAUCUUGCUUCCCUCAUGUCAGCGGGUCUUAGAACGGCACAAGCUAAAAUGAACUUCCACUCACAGGAAAAUGAUAUCGGUAUUGCACCACACAGUGAAGAUGACGACCUGCAGCAGUGCAAAAGCUUUCAACAUAGCUCUAAAUCUCAGACAUGUGAUGAAGUCAGCAUUGAAAUACAUGAUGUAACACUUAUUGGUUUCAGUAAAGGAUGUGUUGUAUUGAAUCAGCUAAUAACCGAGUUCCAUUCAAUGGACGUUAUAGAGAGUUCACACGAUGAACUUCAUAAAGACUUUAUAAGUAAGGUGCACAAUAUGUAUUGGUUAGAUGGAGGUCAUGCAGGUGGCAGCAAGACCUGGAUUACCACACCCACCAUCCUCAAGUUUCUUGCUAGUUUGAAACACAUAAAUAUCCACAUACAUGUUACUCCCUAUCAGGUACGAGAUGAACAACGGCCUUGGAUCAGAAAGGAAUGCAAGGCAUUUUAUGAUAUUUUGCGUCGAGCUGGAGCCAAAGUUUACUACACUCUACAUUUUAAAGAUGAGCCUGCUUCUCUAAUGUUGCACUUUAGAGUUCUCGAAGAGUUUAACAGAAACUAAAAAUAUCUUAUCAGUACUGUAAUUACAUUUUGUAUACAGAUCAUAAACUUUAAUUGCAGAAUAGUUAGGAUUCAGUCAUGUAGUUAAUUUGAUUUUUUUUUUAGUAGUAAUGCAGUGUAAUUGAUACACUUGUAAUUGGCAAUUAGAUUUCAUUGUAUACAGUACUCGUAUAACCCGUAGAUUGUAGUACCAGCAAAUAGUAAUCUACUGUAUUUGAAGUUUAAGAGUUCCCACCGUAAAUUUGGAUCAAAACCCAAAUAAAAUAUUAAUUAUG